Molecule: messenger RNA, 2851 nt
Organism: Durusdinium trenchii
Lineage: Eukaryota; Dinophyceae; Suessiales; Symbiodiniaceae
Source: the annotation of a GenBank genome assembly
UGUUCACAACGUUUUACCUCAUGAGCAUUUGCCUCAAUCCGUUUGAUGUCCCACCAGUCCGGAUGCACCCCUGCUAGCUUUCGUCACCUACCCUCGGCCUCAAGUAUGCAUCAUCGGCUAAAGGCAAGACAUUGACACCGGGCCCCAAUUCCAUUGGAUUUGGAUCCAAAGGCUUUUUCGGAGGUUCAAGUACUCCCAGAGGGUGGCUUUGGGUGAGCCAGAGGACAUGAUGCUCCUGCACUGCAUGUGUCGAACUUUCGGUUUUAGGUGGGUUGAAGACUGACUUUCCUGAUCUUUCCUGCAACCUGUGUUUUGUAACCCACUUUACAGAUAAUUGCGGUGAACUCCUUGGCACUUAGACGGUUCGGUUGGAUGCUCAAGGAGGACAUCUUCAUUCUUCACCACUCUGAAAUGUUGGGAACAUUUCACCCCCAAAUGAAGAAUUAAGGCCGAGUGCCGCGAGUAGGUGCCUCAAUCCCGGUGCCUAUUUCACCACUACGUCUUCAUUCUUCACGCCCAAAGCCAGACCUUCAAGUCUUCGCACCUUCACCUCUUGCGCCGUUCGCCGUUCACUCGCGCGCCACCUGGAAACGGGGCUCGCAGCUCCUGCUUCGCGGGUCCUGCCGCGAUGGAGGGCCAGGGCCAUCGGGAUCUCUUUUGGGAACUGCACCGACGUCUCGGCGAGUGCUACGAAGCGGAUGUGAGGAGAGGGAAGCCGCUGCUGGGGCACUCGCUGCCGCCCUCCCCGAGGCUCAGCAAACCCCGCUUGGCACGGAGCAAUGAUGGCAGCCAUGAGGACGACAGUGACUUCGCGUCAAUCGGUCCGGACUACCGCCGCUCACCCGACGAGAGGGGGUCCCAGUCAGCUCCACAGCGGGUGGAAUCCUCCGCAGCUGCGAGCAUGAGUGCCUCCUCGUUGGGCGCGCUCGCAGUGCCCUUGGAGUGUUGGCUUCAUCGCGCGAAAACCUGCAACUCCCGUGGCGGCACCGCCACCGCUGCCACCAAGAGCUUCGGCCUGGCGCCGGCCGACGACGCGCCAAGCGCGGUCCCUCGCAGUGCCGCGCCGCACAGGGUUCUUGGUGCGGCCAAGACCGUGCCGGGAAUGUGGAUGCGCAAGUGGUCAUCCUGCGUGCUGAGCCCGACAGGACACUUCCGGAACUUCUGGGAUCUGUUGGGCAUUCUGCUGUUGAUCUGCGACGCCAUCGCGUUGCCACUCCAGUUCGUGAGCCCCGCCUUGUACGACGAGCUGCCCGCGCUGAAGGUCAUUGCCACCAUGGAGGUCUUCUUCUGGAGCACUGACAUCGCGUUGUCCUUUUGCACGGGGUACCUGGACAAGGGCAACCUGAUCCUGAACCGGAAGGACAUCGCCCUGCAGUAUUUGAAGUCUUGGUUUUUGCCGGACCUGGUGGUCACCCUCAUCGACUUGGUGAUCACCUUCUUCAGCGACUCCGAGGCGGACCGUGCGAGUACACGGAUCUUGCGACUGCUACGGCUCUUCCGGGUGGUGCAGCUGGGGAAGCUGACGCGCUUCGCCUCGUUCCUGCGGGACAAGUUCGAAUCGGAGGUGGCCUAUACACAGUUCACCCUGCUCUUAUUGAUCAUAGGGAUGAUCUUGCUGGAGCACUUCAUCGCCUGCGGUUGGUUCGGCAUCGGCUCGUUGGACCUGGGGGGCCGGAUGACUUGGGUGGAAGCUUCAGGGGCUGAGAACUCCAGCUUCACCUUGCAAUACACCCACUCCUUGAGAUGGGCCUUCUCCCAAUUGGGCAUCGGUGGCACGAACAUCGAGGCGACCAACGAGGCGGAGGGCAUCUACAGCGCGGGCGUGGCCCUCGUGUCCUUGAUCAUCUUCUCCACGAUCAUGGGCUCCAUGACGUCCCUGGUGAGCACCUUGCAGAGCAAACGGAUGGAGCAAACCCAACAGUUUGGAUUGCUGCGUCGCUUUCUGCGGACCAGCCAAGUGCAUGACGGUCUCUCCCAGCGCGUGACGCGUUUUCUGCACUACACCUAUCAUGAGCGGAUGGCCAAUUCAGAUGAUCCUUACAUCUUGGAUUUCCUCUCCAAGUCCCUCCAGGCGGAGUUGCAGCUGGCACGCUACAGCUCGCAGCUCAUGCGGAUGGUCUUCUUUGCGGACGUGCUGGGGAAUGGCCUGAGCCUGCAAGAAGGGAAGAGCUUGCAAACCUUGGCCAGCCAAGCGAUUUCGCUCCACAGCUUGGCGGAGGAUGACGUGGUCUUCUGCGCAGGGCACGCGGCCUGCUCCGCAUACAUGGUCACCAGCGGCUCCAUGCGCUAUUUGCAGGGAGGCUUUGAGAAGGAUGCAUCAAAUGACCUUUGGAUUUCGGAGAUGUGUUUGUGGACCUCCUGGAACCAUGUGGGCGACCUGGUUUGCCACAGCUUUUGCAAACUGGUGGCCAUCCAUUCCGAAGACUUCUGCCGCAUCAUCUCGGCGUCUGUGCCGCUGCAGGUGCAGGCUCAUGAAUACGCGGCAGUUUACGUGGAGAAGAUGAACAGCGCCGCCUCCGUGGAUGAUUUGCGCAUCAGAGAGGUCCAAAACUCCGGGCGCCGCGCGAGUUUGAUCUCCCUCCCCGGCCUCAAGGGUGGUCUUCACUGGUUUGCCUUCCCUUGGGGGAAGACGCCUACGCCGGUCCCGAAGACGCCUACGCCGGUCGCGAAGACGGCCCAAGUGCAACCGCAGCUUCUCUCCUGAGACGAGCUGAGUCCCCAGAGUCGUCGCGCCUCUCCCGCGCCACGCGGGAGAUGUUCCGCUUUUUUCCUCUUGGGGAGCCGGCAUAUUGUUCUGGGCGUAUUGGCCUACGCCUGGUUGGUGAGGUGUCAAAAGCUCCGCCAUUAUCCA